Messenger RNA from Suillus fuscotomentosus, 618 nucleotides. RefSeq lists its product as uncharacterized. Bases 1 to 612 code for a protein of 203 amino acids. The transcript has a single exon. NCBI's taxonomy places the organism in Eukaryota, Fungi, Basidiomycota, Agaricomycetes, Boletales, Suillaceae. The record is from RefSeq and is a predicted model, not a curated record.
AUGACCCAGCCAACCACAACCCAAUUUAUCAGAUCUACCACCUAUCUACGACCCAGCCAACCACAACCCAAUUUAUCAGAUCUACCACCCAUCUACGACCCGGCCAACCACAACCCAAUUUAUCAGAUCUACCACCCAUCUACGACCCGGCCAACCACAACCCAAUUUAUCAGAUCUACCACCCAUCUACGACCCGGCCAACCACAACCCAAUUUAUCAGAUCUACCACCCAUCUACGACCCGGCCAACCACAACCCAAUUUAUCAGAUCUACCACCCAUCUACGACCCGGCCAACCACAACCCAAUUUAUCAGAUCUACCACCCAUCUACGACCCGGCCAACCACAACCCAAUUUAUCAGAUCUACCACCCAUCUACGACCCGGCCAACCACAACCCAAUUUAUCAGAUCUACCACCCAUCUACGACCCGGCCAACCACAACCCAAUUUAUCAGAUCUACCACCCAUCUACGACCCGGCCAACCACAACCCAAUUUAUCAGAUCUACCACCUAUCUACUAUGACCCGGCCAACCACAACCCAAUUUAUCAAAUCUACCACCUAUCUACGACCCAGCCAACCACAACCCAAUUUAUCAGAUCUACCACCUAAUUUCAU